Molecule: messenger RNA, 787 nt
Organism: Lolium rigidum
Lineage: Eukaryota; Viridiplantae; Streptophyta; Magnoliopsida; Poales; Poaceae
Product: dehydration-responsive element-binding protein 1H-like
Exons: 1
Coding region: 68-787 (239 amino acids)
Biological process (GO): regulation of DNA-templated transcription
Molecular function (GO): DNA binding; DNA-binding transcription factor activity
Source: RefSeq, a predicted model, not a curated record
CUCCUCACACUCCACAGUCCCCGGUAGUCAGCUAAAGCCAGCAAGCACCGACCAUCUUCAUCAAGAUAUGGACAUGACCGGCUCCGAACAAUGGAGUUCCCCUUCUUCGUCGUCGUCCUCGCACGAGCAAGGAGGAGGGGCGACCGUGUGGACAACGCCUCCGAAGCGCCCGGCGGGGCGCACCAAGUUCAAGGAAACGCGGCACCCUGUUUACCGCGGGGUGCGGCGCCGCGGCAACGCCGGCCGGUGGGUGUGCGAGGUGCGCGUCCCCGGCCAGCGCGGCGAGCGGCUCUGGCUCGGUACCUACCUCACUGCCGAGUCAGCCGCGCGUGCUCACGACGCCGCCAUGCUCGGUCUGCACGGGAGCUCGGCCUCAACCUACCUCAACUUCGCCGACUCCGAGUCGCUCCUCCGCGUGCCGCAAGCGCUGUCCGACCUUGCGGACGUCCGGCGUGCGGCCCUCGCGGCCGUCGCGGGCUUCCUGCGCCGUGAGGCCGCCAGCGGCGCUGCCACCGUCCCAGCAGACGAGGCCACCUUCAGCGCAUCCGCGGACAAUGCCGGCGGCUCGUCGGCGACCUCGCAGCCUUAUGCCGAUGGGACAUUUGAGGUGCCGGCCGCGCUGGGCAGCGACAUGUUCGAGCUGGAAAUGUCCGGCGAAAUGGACCUGGGCACGUACUACGCGGACCUCGCGGAGGGUCUGCUGCUGGACCCGCCGCCGCCGGAGCACACCGGUGCGUGCUGGGAGACCGGAGACGGCGGAGCUGACCCCGCGCUCUGGAGCUACUGA